AUUAAGAGAGAUAUUAAAUUUUCAUUAAAUUAAGAUUAAGACUUUUCAGAUGACGAUCGAGUUUUAAAGAUAAAAUAUAUAUGUUCAAAUCUGAAAAAUAUGCGACUGGUAAGCCCCCCACACCGCAGUGUCCAGAUUUUAUACCCAUGAAUAUGAAUAGGUGUAACCUAUUGGACUAAACCUCGUUAUUGAGUAGCCUAUGGGCUGAUUGCUCACUACCACAACUAAUAAUUUCCUUCUCUUCUCAUGAGAAAAGACGACAGGUUGCUCGUACUUGAGCGAUCGACACUUCUCCACGUCCAAAGACUUUCAAGCUUCUUCUGCUUCUCAAACCUCAAUUUUUUUAUUCAGAUUUCUUACUUAAUUAAUUAACAAAAAGAAUUCAUAAUCUCUCAUGAGCAUAAAUUGAGCUGCCAAGCUUCUUUCAUUUUUUUUUUUGGGUAUGCAGAGAGUGCGAAAUUUAAACUUGUAUAGGCGCCAAUUCAUGGAAAUAAAGCUUACCCGUCACUCAUACAUCAUUGCACGCCAAACAGGAUUUUCUUAUUCCGCAAUUAAAUCAAACCAACAAUUGAAUGAUUUGUCAAAAAGUGGUCGAAUCGAUGAAGCACGCCACAUAUUCGACAAAUUGCCCGAGAGAGACGAGUUUUCCUGGAAUACAAUGAUUGCUGCUUAUGCCAAUUCAGGAAGAUUAACUGAUGCUAAACAACUUUUUUGUGAGGCCCCAUUGAAGAGUUCAAUUACAUGGUCUAGUCUUAUAUCUGGGUUCUGUAAAUAUGAGUUUGAUAUUGAAGCUUUUGAGUUAUAUUUGCAAAUGCAGUUUGAAGGACAAAGACCUAACCACUACACGUUAGGGAGUAUUCUUAGAUUGUGCUCAAGAACGGGAUUUCUUCAAAAAGGGGAGCGGAUACAUGGCUAUGCUAUAAAAACUCGACUUGAUGCGAAUGUUUUUGUUGUCACCAGUCUUGUUGAUUUGUAUGCUAAGUGUGAAUGCAUUUCAGAAGCUGAAUAUAUUUUUGAAAUGGUGGCUGAUAGCAAGAAUCAUGCAACAUGGACAGCUAUGCUUACUGGGUAUUCUCAUAAUGGAGAUGGAUUCAGAGCAAUCAAGUGUUUUCGGGACAUGAGAGCUGAAGGGGUUGAGUCCAACCAAUUUACAUUUCCUAGCAUUUUGACAGCUUGUGGGGCAGUUUCGGAUCAUGUUUUUGGGGUUCAAGUGCAUGGUUGCAUAGUUAGAAGUGGUUUCGGUGCUAAUAUUUUUGUCCAAAGUGCAUUGGUUGAUAUGUAUGCAAAAUGUCGAGACUUGAAUAGCGCAAACAGAGUAUUGGAGAAUAUGGAGGUUAAUGAUGUGGUUUCCUGGAACUCGAUGAUAGUGGGGUGUGUGAGGGAGGGAUUUGAAGCGGAAGCUUUAUCUUUGUUUAACGAGAUGCAUGCAAGAGAUAUAAAGAUUGAUGACUACACAUAUCCAUCAGUGUUAAAUUCUUUUGCGUCGAUGAAGGAUAUACAAAGUGCAAAGUCUGCCCAUUGUUUGAUUAUCAAAACCGGAUUCGGGGCAUACACGCUUGUGAACAAUGCCCUUGUUGACAUGUAUGCUAAGCAAGGAAACUUAGAUUAUGCAUUUACGGUAUUUAACCAGAUGCCAGACAAGGAUGUUGUCUCUUGGACCUCCCUGGUUACAGGAUACUCAUAUAAUGGCUCUUAUGAAGACGCUAUCAAGCUGUUUUGUGACAUGAGAAUUGCAGGUGUCUGUCCUGACCAAAUUGUCCUUGCCAGUGUUUUAAGUGCUUGUGCGGAACUGACAGUUACGGAAUUUGGUCAGCAGGUUCAUGCAACUAUUCUUAAAUCUGGUCUUUGUUCUUCCUUAUCAAUAGAUAACUCUCUUGUGACAAUGUAUGCAAAGUGCGGAGGCAUAGAAGAUGCCAAUUAUGUCUUUGACUCCAUGCAAAUACGGGACGUCAUCAGUUGGACUGCUCUAAUAGUUGGAUAUGCACAGAAUGGUAGAGGAAAGGAUUCUCUACAUUUUUAUGAUCAAAUGAUUGCAACUGGCACAAAACCAGACUUCAUUACAUUUAUUGGUUUACUAUUUGCUUGCAGCCAUACUGGUCUUGUGGAAGAUGGUCGCCGCUAUUUUGAAUCUAUGGACAAAGAAUAUGGUAUCAAACCGGGUCCUCAACACUAUGCUUGUAUGAUUGACCUUUAUGGACGCUCGGGAAAACUUGCUGAGGCCAAGCAAUUACUUAAUCAAAUGGUUGUGGAACCAGACGCAACUGUUUGGAAGGCGAUUCUUGCUGCGUGCAGAGUACAUGGGGAGCUUGACCUGGGAGAGAUGGCUGCAAACAACCUCUUUGAAUUGGAACCCACGAAUUCCAUGCCUUAUGUAAUGUUAUCUAAUAUGUAUGCCCUUGCUGGCAGAUGGGAAGAGGCUGCAAAAGUCAGGAGAUUGAUGAAAUCCAAAGGGAUUAGUAAGGAACCGGGGUGCAGUUGGAUAGAGUUGCACAGCAAAGUAUACACCUUUAUGUCAGAAGAUAGAAGUCAUCCAAUGAUGACCCGGAUCUAUUUGAAGAUAGAUGAGAUAAUUAUGUUGAUCAAGGAAGCUGGUUAUAUGCCAGACAUGAAUUUUGCACUUCAUGACUUGGAUAAAGAAGGUAAAGAGCUCGGUCUAGCUUAUCACAGUGAGAAGUUGGCUAUUGCAUUUGGGCUUCUCACUGUGCCACAGGGAGCACCAAUUCGUAUUUUCAAGAAUCUCAGGGUUUGCGGUGAUUGCCAUACUGCCAUGAAAUACAUAUCAAGGGCAUAUCUUCGCCAUAUCAUUUUAAGGGACUCGAAUUGUUUCCAUCAUUUCAGGGAAGGAAAAUGUUCAUGUGGAGAUUACUGGUAGGAGGUUGAUCCUUUAUUAUUUUCUCCUCUCCGCCUGCCAUUUUAUGGACUGGAAAUCGAAAAGAUGAUUCCUGGUGCUAUUUAGGCCGCUUUAAUCCUGCACCUCCAGCCAUUCUCAAAACCGUUUGUCUAUUAUGUAUAAUUUGGUAAGGUGCAUCACACAAAUGGUUUAAGCAGCUGCCAUCUUCACAUAUAUUUCAGUGCGUUAGGGUUGAACAACAACCAACAAACGUCGACUCAUUAAAAUCCAAUACAACCUCCCGGAGAAUUAGUGCUCCGACAGAUCACUGGACAGCUGAUUGGAUAAGAUAAUGACAGCAAUCUUGGAUGCUACUGCUUGGAGAAUCUCCCUAGCUGGUUCGAAAUUUUCUUAUAUUAAAUUCACUGGCCUCCAGUAUAAACGCAUCUCGUCUAAGAUUCAGCAAAUUGUUGUUCUAUUGCAAUUAUUUCUCCAACUGUUGCUCUACAAAAGGCGAAGACUGGGAUUCUUGUUCAUGCUUGAGAAACUCUCUCAUCUUUCCAACUUGUAGCUUUGGUUAUAUCAUAGUAAUUAGACUCAUAUUUCUGACCAAAGUGAUUGUUGUUCGACAAUAUUUGUUCCACAAUAGAAUUCAAUCUGAGACAUUGUUUUGAGUUCCAAGAUGUGCAUAUUAAGUAUAAAAAUUUGUUCUUCGA
Molecule: messenger RNA, 3546 nt
Organism: Ricinus communis (castor bean)
Lineage: Eukaryota; Viridiplantae; Streptophyta; Magnoliopsida; Malpighiales; Euphorbiaceae
Product: pentatricopeptide repeat-containing protein At2g03880, mitochondrial
Exons: 1
Coding region: 443-2872 (809 amino acids)
Biological process (GO): RNA modification
Molecular function (GO): protein binding; RNA binding; zinc ion binding
Source: RefSeq, a predicted model, not a curated record